Perca fluviatilis (European perch) is the source of this 1450-nucleotide messenger RNA. It is a transcript of the gene dtd2, whose product is annotated as D-aminoacyl-tRNA deacylase 2. Gene Ontology annotation, molecular function: D-tyrosyl-tRNA(Tyr) deacylase activity. Lineage: Eukaryota; Metazoa; Chordata; Actinopteri; Perciformes; Percidae. Gene Ontology annotation, biological process: tRNA metabolic process. The coding region runs from base 231 to 728 and encodes 165 amino acids. The transcript is spliced from 3 exons. The record is from RefSeq and is a predicted model, not a curated record. Gene Ontology annotation, cellular component: cytoplasm.
UACAUCCAUGGCAUAUACUGUCUAUGAUCCAUGGUCGCAUGAGUUUCCUUGUGAUUUUUCCUCCCCAUUCAUUGAACAUACAUUUCUUUGUGCUGCUGUUUGGUGUUAAAGUUUUCAAAUUGGAUCGGUUUCUUCCACAGACUGUGUGUUUUCUUCUGCGAGGUAAAUCAGGGAGACAGCAGAGUAAAUUAAUAACAAGUUGUAGUUCUUAAUAUACGUCAGGCCCGGUGAUGACGGAGAAAGGCAGUGGUCCCGCAGCCCGGGCGGUGCUGCAGCAGUGUCUGCGGGCCAGGCUGCAGGUCAAGCCCGCAGAGGAACACUCCGAGGCCCAGUUUGUCCAGAUUGACAGAGGGAUGGUGAUCUACGUGUGUUUCUUUAAAGGCGCCACAGACGACAUCCUGCCCAAGAUGGCGUCCACGCUGUUAAACCUGCGGCUGUGUGAGUCCGACUCGGGGAAGAUGGUGUCGGUGUUGGAGCUUCCCGGCAGCGUGCUGAUUGUCCCUCAGGCCACGCUGGGCGGGAAGGCCAAAGGCAGGGCCAUGCAGUACCACGACAACAUCCGCAAGGAGGACGGCCUGCGGCUCUACGCCGCCUUCGUUUCUCUGUGCGAGAAGGAGCUGACGGCCGCUGCUUCAGCUGAAGUGACGGUGAAACAUGGGACUUAUGGGAACAGACAAGUGCUGAAACUCGACACCAACGGACCAUACACACAUCUGAUGGACUUUUAAUCAAUGAAGCUUUACUAGUAGCCUCAUGGAGGUCCAACAUGUCUCUUAGUUAUUGUCCAAAUAUCUACCAACAGGGCUGGAAACAGUACCUAAGACUUUAUGUAUUGAUAUAUGCAGGGCUUUAAAUUGACACCUGCCAACCCGCCAAAUGAAGGUAAAAAUGUACUUUGGCCGAUAACAUUGUGAAGUUACUAACCAGAUAUGGCUGGUGAUGAAUGCCGACUGCAGAAAUGUUGCCAGAUUGGGCUGUUUUUUUGCCAAGAAAUGUGGCCGUUUUUGUGUUUUUGGCUUGGAAAACUCCCAUGAACACCAUGGCGUACAACCGCCGGCUACGUGCGUAGCGUGUGGUAUGAAUUACGAGCCACGCUGAAACGGAGAAGACGGACACAACGGCGAGAGACAAACUCUGCAAUUAAAGUCAAGUUAGGAAAAACUCAAUUUGGCUAGUGGAAAAAUCUGAUUGGCUGGAAAAUUUUAAGAAUCUAAAUUGUUGGCUAGUGAUCAAAAAAGUGAAUUUAAAGCCCUGGAUAUGUAAUAGACAAAACUACAUUGGAAUAUUGUGUAAUUGUGUAUCGCCCCACAGACAUGAGUAAGUAGACUACAAAAAAUCUCAAAUGUGCAUGACAACUAGGGCUGGGCGAUAUGGAGAAAAUCAAAUAUCACGAUAUUUUUGUCCAAAUACCUCAAUAUCGAUACCGCAACGAUAUUGUAGUGUUGACUAU